AUGACACAAAAUACAAGUAAUUCGCAUUCGUGGUUUGAAUGGAUACAACUUAUUGCCACGGUCUGUGUUCCUAUAACUAUCGGUAUUUUUACCAUCAUGCAAAAUCAACAGCAGAAUGAACAACACAGAAAUGAUUUAAUCAUUGCUGCUGAAAAUCGUCUGAAAGAUAUUGAGAUUGCAGAUCGUAAUCGAGCAAACGAUGAAUGGCUUGCGGAUGAUAAAAAAAAAGAAAAUAUUCUUGUUGACUAUCAAAAUUUUCUUGCUAAUCUACUCGAAAAAUAUGGCAUGGUAUUGAAUGAAACGUUGAUAGCACGUUUUGUCGCUCGCUUCAAAACAUUAACAGCACUUGGUCAACUUCAUUCUGCAUGA
Molecule: messenger RNA, 369 nt
Organism: Rotaria sp. Silwood1
Lineage: Eukaryota; Metazoa; Rotifera; Eurotatoria; Philodinida; Philodinidae
Source: the annotation of a GenBank genome assembly